AUGUCCGAAUUUUCGCCGCAAAAUGUUGUGUCCAUAUUGUUGGACAAAUAUGGUGUUGGGGACGCUAAAGCCGCUACCAGAGAAGAACAGAAGGUGGCGGAUCGGUUUGUGUUUUGUAUUGAACAAUGUAAGAAUGGGAUGACGUUAGAAGAGGAGAAUGAAGAGGCCGAAGUUGAAACUGACAACUAUGACAGUGAUCCGGAUUAUGAAGACUUGGAAGAAGACGAACCCGAUUCCUGGAUCCGCAGUGAAGCACUUCAAAUAGCUAAUCAUCUGGGAUUAAAAAAUUUUAAAGCUAGUCAUAAUUUUAUUCAAAACUUUAAAAAACAAACAAAAAUAUGUUCAAGACAAGUGACCCGAUGGGUCGCCUCCAAAAAACGCAAAAAUGCCCUCACGGCCGAGGAAAAAAAAAAGUUUGUGAAUGAAGUCAAGGCCGAAAUGCAAAAAUUUCCAUUCGAUUGUGUGCUAAAUUGCGACCAGACCCCAAUAUACAAGGAGAUGCACUCUAACCGAACCCUUGGCUUGAAAGGUGAGAAGAUAGUUGACCGAUAUUGUCAGUCUACUGCUUCAGUAAAGAAGAACUUUACUGUAAUGCCAAUUUUGUUUGCCGAUGGAACACUGUCGGAUAAAGUGUAUGUCUGCAUGCAAGAACCCAACGGUAAGUUCCCGCAAAAUUUCAUAAAUAAAACUAAACACGUUUAUGUGGUCCCCAAUAAAACACACAUUAUGAACAAAGAUUUAAUGUGCGACUUUUUCAAAGAUUUGGUCUUUGCAAAAGGUGGUCCAAACAUGCUGGUCUUGAUUGACUCGUGGACAUCAUUUUUAGACCAUAGGUCAAUAAUGGAUUGCCGCAAUCCCGGUCAAAACGUUGUAAUUUUCAACAUUCCCAAAAAAACAACUGAUGAAUUACAGCCCCUAGAUGUGUAUUUCAAUCGAUUUUUCAAAUAUUUUUUAAAAAAAUUUCAUUUUCAUGUGAACGACCAUGAGGCAGACUUCUUUCUUGGAAACCACGAAAACACUCUCACCAUGAUCGAGCUUGUCUACCAUCAACUCCUGAAUAUUCGCUUCAAGGAUUCGUGGAACUACGCAUGGUAUAAACCUGGAUACGUUGAACAAAGGUCCCCAGAGCGAUUUCUGAACCCACGAGAAGUGUGUUUUCCCGAUACGGUGGGACGGCCCUGUCAGAUCCUGGAUUGUGAGGGUAAGUCGAUGAUAUUUUGUUGUUAUUGCGAAAAGCUGUUAUGCUUUAAACAUUUUGUUGUUCAAAACCAUAUAGAUUGUUAAGGUUUAGGUUGAUUUAUUUGUUAGGUUAAGUAUUAAAAAAUCCAAAAAAAAAAAAAAAAAAAAAAAAAAAAAAAAAAACCCCCUUUGACUGGCCUCCUUGUCGUGGUGAAGGGCUUAAAUCUCCGUAGGAGAUGAACUGAACAGCCAGAAAAAACAUUUUUUAUUUCGAAAAGCUUCUUAAAUUAUCUUUGAACAUCCUUACUUGUAUUUUACAGCAAAAAUACAAAAAAUAAAAAAAAAAUCACAAAAGGGAACUCGAACCCCCCUCCGCACAAACCCCAGUCUUCUGCGCAACCAACUGCGCCACUCACUCAUCGGUUUCCCUGCCUUUCAAAUCGUCUUUUAUUCUUUCCUCUUGCGAAUUUCAAAACUUUCGACGGCCAAAACAUGCCAAAAAACCCAAAAUGGGCAGCUAGGAUUUAUAUAUCCUUGAUCAGCACAUUUUUUCUGAUUUUUUGAGAUAUGUCCCGUCAAAAAGUAGGAGCCCCCAUAAAAGUACUUUCCUUGUUAAAUCGCGACCGGAUUUUUUGUAUGCAAUGUUAUUCAAGUGCUGAUGCGUCGGAAGGGUAGAUUUAGCGGUCAUAAACAGUUGUAUGUCGCGAUAAAUAUGAAAUUCGAAAAUGCGGAGACAUUGCAGCAUCUUCAAAAACCGAGAGUUUCCCCAAACCACCCCAUCUUAAAUCGCGACCGGAUUUUUUGUCUGCAAUGUUAUUGAAGUGGUGAUGCGUGGGAAGGGUAGAUUUACCGUUCAUAAACAGUUGUAUGUCGCGAUAGAUAUGAAAUUGGAAAAUCCGGAGACAUUGCAGCAUCUUCAAAAACCGAGAGUUUCCCCAAACCACCCCAUCUUAAAUCGCGACCGGAUUUUUUGUCUGCAAUGUUAUUCAAGUGCUGAUGCGUCGGAAGGGUAGAUUUAGCGGUCAUAAACAGUUGUAUGUCGCGAUAAAUAUGAAAUUCGAAAAUGCGGAGACAUUGCAGCAUCUUCAAAAACCGAGAGUUUCCCCAAACCACCCCAUCUUAAAUCGCGACAGGAUUUUUUGUCUGCAAUGUUAUUGAAGUGGUGAUGCGUGGGAAGGGUAGAUUUACCGUUCAUAAACAGUUGUAUAUCGAGAUAAAUAUGAAAUUCGAAAAUCCGGAGACAUUGCAGCAUCUUCAAAAACCGAGAGUUUCCCCAAACCACCCCAUCUUAAAUCGCGACCGGAUUUUUUGUCUGCAAUGUUAUUCAAGUGCUGAUGCGUCGGAAGGGUAGAUUUACCGUUCAUAAACAGUUGUAUGUCGACAUAAAUGCGAAAUUCAAAAAUCAGGAGGCAUUGCAGCAUCUUCAAAAAACCGAGAGUUUCCCAAAACCACCCCAUCUGAAAUCGCGACCGGAGUUUUUGUAUGCAAUGUUAUUCAAGUGCUGAUGCGUCGGAAGGGUAGACUUACCGUUCAUAAACAGUUGUAUGUCGACAUAAAUGCGAAAUUCAAAAAUCCGGAGGACUUCACAACUACACUUCACCUACACCACUACCACACUCGACACACGAACACAACAACAACUGAUCAAGAUGGGAUAAAACCUCAGAGAAAGGUACGGUGUCGUGAUUCAGCCUCUCCGCUUCGGGAUCUCUCCACAUUCUCGAACAGGAAACAACUGGGGAAACAGUUGACACAGGGGACAGCUCUCUCUGUCCAUAAAUUCCAUCGAGUUGACACAUCGUGGAUAACUCCGGGUUCCGUGGAAUGUGACAACCGGAUUUUUUGUCUGCAAACCUUCAAACGCAACCGGGUGUCUUCUGUUUCGCGGGGUUUCUGCGGAGGAUUUCAGCGUUGGUUCGAACGCCGCGUUUCUUCAAGGUUCUGCUCAAAAAAUUUCUGCCUUCUUGAUGGGGCGGUUUAAUGCCGCAUAUUCGCAGUUGUUAGCUGAUGGGUCGCCAAUGCACGCGGUUUCUAGAAUGUGCAGUGAAAAUCAGUUAUCACAAUGUGUGAUUUUCGGCGGCUGUAUUGAUAAGGGGGUUUGAAGGUGGCAGUUGGCGGAUUGGAUGGUGGCAAUGUGGGGAAUUAUGCGGGUUUCGCUGUUUAGUUUUUAAGUAGAAUUGUUACGGAGGGGGUUACUUUAUGGGGGCGACAAAGUGGGGCUCUGCAGUGGAGAUCAGAAGUACUAAGCGUUGAAGUUGGGUUGAAAUAUUGGAGGCAGGGAAUAGAAAUAGGUCGUGGGCCGAGAUGAAUCGUUUUAUGCCGGGAUUGGGGUUCUUAUGCGGAUAGAAAAUAAUUUUUUUUCCGAUUUUCCAGCGCGUUACGUUUAUUUCUCUGUUUCCAGAUAUCGAAAUGAACAAAGUUCUUGCACUCGGGGUGAUGCUUUGUGGAUUAGUCAUCGCCACAGUACACUAUGCCGAACAAGACUUUAUGGAGAUAUGCGAGGACGACAAAAAAAUGUAUAUAUGGGACGACUUGCUGACGGAACGUCAAACUGUGACCAUCAAUUUAGAGAAUUUUAUUAAACCGUUACCAAGGCCAGACAGCGACAACUGCUUCGUGGAUGGAGCGAAGCAAUAUCAAAGAAAGAUGAUUGUCUCAGUCAUCGGAAUGGUACUGGUAUGUAUUCGCAUCUAUAGCGCGGCAGCCGGAUAGUGUAGGUAGGAACCGAAAUGGCCUCAACAAACGUUUUGUACAUAUGGUGGUGCAGUCUGCAGGGGUUGAUAGUGACAUAUUAAACAUUACCGUGGUUUACACAUCUCUUCCGAAGGCUGCAAAGCGUUUAUAUAAUAGUUCCCAAAGCACUGUAUAAUUUGAAAGCUGUAGAAUAGGAAGUUCGACGGCCCUCGAGCCUCAAUAAUAAGAAACAUGGGCUUUGAUACAGAUAUGUCGAAUUUUUUCUUAUCAUUUUCAGAGCGGACAAUACCCAGCUGAUUACAGGCCCACAAUGAGAAACGUUGACGAAUUUGCGGAUGCUGUUGUAAGUUCGUUCGUGUUUGUGGGUGUAGGGGGUGUGCAUAGAAAUAAAAAUGUUUAUUACAGAACACUUUAUAUGCAAAAGAAUGAACGAUUUCAUCGAAAAAACAUUCGUUAGAAAAAAUAUUUUCUAGUAUUAAUUUAUUAUACUGAUUUGAUUUAGAUUCAACCACAAGAGCGCCAAAAAAGAGGGGCCCUCCUCGUGAUUGGAUUUGGCAUAGCAACAGCAGCCAGCAUAACGACACUGACGGCCGCAAUCUUUGCGUACCUGGAAGCAGUGAAAGCACAAAAGCUACUGCUUGAACAAAAGCAUUGCACGGAGAACAUGUUCUUCAUAAACGCCGAAUUACCAGUGACGUUUCAUGCAAUUUAUCAACUACUGCACUCAUGUGGACCCAUCAACCAUCAUAUUCAGCAAGAAUUGCAACAGCGCUAUCCAACGGCACGUGUCGCGUACAGCGAAUGCAAGCUGCUGCACAAAGGAAAACUGCGCGAGGACGGUAAGGAAGCGUGCAAUAUAAAAAAUUACGGAGUUUUGCAAUCAUUGUCAAAACUCCAGUAGGUUCCGAAAUGUGACAGAAAUGAAGAAAGUGUGUUAAAAGGAUAAAAAAUGUAACUUUGCAGAUCUUGGGAAUCUAACGAUGGACGCAAAAAUUUGGUACGCGCCUAUUGGUGAGAAGAACCACACUCUGUGCCGCAUAUACGACCAAGGAACAGCAAAAGGAAACUUGUGGAGAUAUAGGCUAUAUCCGGCGUCUGUCAGGCAUGAACCGAACCACACAAUGAUAGAGUGCAAACAAGGCCUUAAUUGCACCAUUUGUACUGAAGGAUAUGCCCCAAAAUGUUACUAUGGAUCCCCAAGUUACGCAGAGUGUCCGAAUAGGACAAUUCAAUUGAACGAAAAAGGGAAGUUCCACGAAUACGCCGACUCAGCGUUUCACGUAGCGCUGCCGCCACACUGCAUCCACCUCGAGGUAGACGGACAAGUAUUUGCGUUGCCUACAAGACGUACGUUCUUUAUUCAUCUUGCGCGAGGACACGAGCUUCAUGCAUGCGGCUUAAAAAUGACCGGCAGUGCGAUAAGAGAACAUUCUAUCAUCCAUUAUAAACAUGUAACGGAACAGGAGGGGGUAGAUUUUCCACCGGAUCCCACACCUCCGGGGACUCUCGCAACGCUGGCAGGAAUAGUCGACAGUAUUCUGGAACUGAUAAAAACGGACAUUGUAAGUUAAAUGAUUAAACAGACAGAUUUUUAAGGCACGACAGGCAAAAAUUUCGAGAUAGUAAAAGGGGGAAAUAAUUAUUUCAUUUUCAGGGAAAAUUGAUAGCGGCAUGUGUCCUCAUUGUGGUUGUAGUGCUCUACGGGUACAGAUGCAUGACAGCCCUAUGUUGCAAACUCAUCAACCUACGAAGAAGGGAGGAACUGCCGGAGAGGAACGACAUAAAUCAACUAUUUGGACAUCCCGAGCGCAAACGUAGGAUAUGAGCCCCAAUUAAAAAAAAAAAAAAAAAAAAAAAAAAAAAAAGUAACAGGAUAUCAUUGCCCAUAACAAAUAUUGUAUCGCUUAUGAAAUAAACGCUUGAAUAGAAAGACAACAAAGGGGUACAAGGGGUUGAAGAAAACCACGGAAAGUCGUUGUCGAUAUGAUGGCGAUCUCUGAAGAAACAGCGGAGGGUUGGAGAGCACGAGAAUUAUGUUAUAUUCUGAUGGGUUAUGCAAGAGUACUGCUUAUUGUGAGCGACCAUACAUCGGAUUACGAAUUGAAUGGGAAGCGGGCCACGUGAAGAAAGUCCGGGCAUUGGAAAGGGUCUCACAGCGGAAAAAAAUUCAUAAAAUGUGUCAUCCAAAUCGCACAUAACAACAAUGUUUAACCUUUUUUUUAUGGGAACUCUAGAGAGUACUAGUAGUCGUAUACAACGGUUUUUUAUACCACUGGCACAUUCUGAAUGGGUGUUAUCGUGACGCAUUUUUUGAACACGGGUUGGGCUAGGCUAAAAAUAGUGCAAAUUUCAAGGCCGAAUAUCAAAAAAACUGUCCCAUCAAGCGGGACGAGACCGAUGUAGAUACUCGAAGAAUAGGUUGAGGAUUUUUUUGACGUGGAGCCUAUACCCCCUUCCAGUUCUCUCUGACUCGGUAUCGUCGAUACAAAAUUUUAUUUAGACGUUGUUUUCUUCGCCUUGGAAGACGGUCAAAAUACUAUGAUUAUGGGUAUAUUUUGGUUCUAUUAGCUUAAGCAACUCUCGAGCUUUCUAUUGGUAUCAAUAUUCUAGGCUUUUUCAUUGGGCACCCGUUUUUCUUUUAUGUUUUCUUGACGUGCGGGGUCAGCAGCGGGCAGAGAAUAUUAUCAGAGAUGCAAAUGUCCGACGGAGGGUCGACAUGUAAAAGAAUAUUAUUUUAGUACCACACUAAGCCGGUGAGUAUACGAAUUAUUGGGUUGUACGGCGUGUACGUUGGACUAACAGGGGAAGUACUCCAAGUGCAACGCUCAGAUUUUCAUGAAACUUGGCACAAAUUUAGAAUAUUUGUUUUUCUAAGAUAGAUGAGAGAAUUCUAGCUCGCGCUUUGCAGAAACAACCGACAUUUUUAGAUUAAAAGUCGGCCAAAAUUUGGGACUUUUUGCCGAAUUUCGGCUUGAAAAGUUUCAUGCCUAUUUCAACCGUAAAGAAUAAUGUUUCUACAAGAAAUCAAAGUUUUCCGCUCGAAACUGCCAAAGUUAUGGACGAAAAGCGCGUUUCUAUCUGACCGCUCUCCACGGGUAGCGUGCUCUCUCAGCGGCAAAAAUCGUUCGAUAUCUCGGCGGCGCCCGCAAAACGCGAGCUAACACUUUCAGGAAUUGUUAUUUAGUCCAUCCCCGACGUGUGUGCAAAAUUUAAAGAAAAUGGAAGCGUCGCACUUGAAGUACUUCCCUUGUAAGUUUGAAUGGUGGUAAAAAUUUCCUAUUAUGCGAGUAAGACGGGUGAGUACAACCAAUGGACCAAAUGUAUGUCAUUGGGUGUUGUAAAAUCGAGUUUCUGUAAUGUAUGUGGCAGGAAGCUGGAUGAGCACACAGGCACAAAACGCGAUGGGGUAGCGCACACAGCAGUUUUUUUCUGCAACGUAAUUCUGCGAAUUGGCAGAAGGAAUAACACGCGUUUAUUAGGUAACGCGCAGAACAAAAGCGAAAUAAACAGAAAAAAGGGGACUAGAUUUUUUCUGUAUCGCUGUAAGAUAAGCGUCGAAAGCAGAAUGCAGACAAGGGGAUCAGAGGAUGCAGUAUGAGUGGUGCGGGGAGGUGUUUUCUGAAGACGAGAACGAGGAAAGUGGGUUGGAUGGGUUAUGUUGGCUUAUGCGUUUUAUGGGAUUUGAUUUUAUUACAGUUUAUUAUGCUACAAUACGGUUUAUAUCAUUUUUGUUCACGUUUUCUGAACAGUAGCAGAGUUGGUGAAGUAGGAAUGUUCAAAGAUAUUGGUUCGAAAUGGGUUGAAACAUAGUUGGUAUAGGAGUACUCGGAGGGGCUUACUUGCAAGAUAGUGUUAUUUUUUUCUGAAGAUUAUAAGGGGGUCUUAAGUGCUAGGGGUAAAAAACCAAUCGUUUGGAAGGGUUCUAAAAAGGCAUAAUAUAGGUGGCAUCGAAAGGGAACUGCUUAGACGUUCCAAAAGUUGAUAGAAUGUCUGAAGUAGCAGUGCGCGUAAUACGUUCCUUAUGUGACAACACGAGAGUUUGUUUCUGUUCCAUCUGCUCAUGUACGCUUUCAGAUAGUGAAACAAUAAUGAGCGCGGUUGUGUAUUUGAAACCAAUCGAUGAGUGGGAGCAGAUGAGCCACGACGAAACGAUCUUAAUACACCAAUGUCGGUCGCUAUACGAUUUUUUGUGCGUUAUUCAUGCACGGCCACGGUCAAGGAACACGCUUAUUCUAAGUGUAGAACCGGACAAAGGAAAGGGAGGAAGACGAAUAUUCAAUGUGAAGGACGGAUACCAAGGUCCACAUACAGGUACAAGUGGAGAAGACACGGAUGUAUUGAUUGCAAUGGUAAAUCCGAAAUGUCAUUUUUGCUUGUUGGAGGCCCCGUAUUGUGUAACCAAGGAGAAUGAGAAGGCGGAAACGAUCAGUCUUCAAGCGAACAAGUAUGAAACCUUGACGCUGCUCUCAAAAGCAGAAAUUGUCUAUGAGUUUGCCGCAAAGUUCUAUCCUCAACUGAGCACCACAUAUGGAGGGGUAACGUUUGAAUGCUCAUGUUUAGAAAAGGCGAUGGGCACCCGACCGUCUGUCGAAGAAUACGAACAGUAAGUGGGAUAACAGUAGAUGCCGUUGUUUGUUUACACGUAACCACUGCGAGGUCUUAUUUCUGUCUCCUUUCAGGAACACAAGGAUCCGGUUAAAGAAGAUAUACGGGAAAAUCGGGAAACAUAAAGCAACGGGGCGACCCUAUUUUUAUGUCCAUCCGGUGAAGGAUAAAAAGCACAACUGGGUUUCAAGCAUGAAUGAUGCGAUGUCUCUGCCGGAAGUCCUACAAGUGAUAAGCGCCACGAAGCCUCGCAUCGUGGCGUAUGUUGUAUUAAUGCAAAGGUCGGAUCCCACGUCUAGUUACUUUGAAGCAAAAUGCGUCAUAUCCACGAACACGGAAAGCGACGUCAAUUCAAAUGUUAUUGGACUUACAUUUAAUGCAGAUGGGUAUGCACCAAAGGUUUUUGAGUUGAAGCAUUCCAAAUGUGCUGUGGUGUGCCUUUACGAUACGGAUGCGGCAAUUUUUGUACUUAAUCAUGAAGUGGACCCACUGAUGUUACACAAUCAAAUGUAAGUUUAAGACACUUUAUAAUCAAACAAGUGGAAGGAAGAGAAUAACCAAUGAAAAAUUUCAGACAGUUGGAGUUCUGUGACCCGCCAAACAGUAGUCAAGCUUCUUCCUCGGAUAUAGAGAGGUAAGUGUGAACUGUGAUAACACCUAUGUUUAGGCGAAUAACACAUCAAAUUACGGAAAUGUUUUCGGCCGGGGUGUUGCGCAUUAGCAUAGCCCAGGAGGACGUAGAUGGUGCCAGUGCGGAAAAUGACUUAGUGUUUCGUGCCUUGCUCUACAAACGGUUGUUUGCAUCUCGCGACUCCUACGUCGUUUACGACUGUUCUUUGACACCCGGAAUUGUGGCUUCAGCAGCAAUUGUGAAUGGCCGCUUGAGACAUGCGCGGAUAGCAAUGAUACUUCGAUGCCCGUUAACAAAGCAUUUGCAGUUUUAUGAAGAAGUCGAAGAAGCAGAAGGACAUAGAGUGGAAGUGAAAUUAAGUCCGACCUUUACAACCCAUGUGUUGCAUGUUGAUGAUCCCUCGGGCAUUACACCGGAACUCCAAGUUAGGUGAGUAAAUUUUUAAAAUGGGUAACCAACGUAAAAUACAGGGGGGCGGCAAUUUUUCGGCCGGAUUUUAGUUGGCCAUAACUUUGGCGAUAUACUCGCUAGGGUUGGGCGGAGAUAGCUGAUUUUUUGUGGAAACGGUAUUCUCCAUGGCAUGAACAGGCAUGAAACUUAUAACAUAUUUGGUAUUAAGCAAGAUGGGGGUGUCUGAGGAUUCAAGGAAAAAAAGAAUUUUAACGUGCGGAUAAAAACUAAAAAAGUUAUAGCCAAUUGAAAUCCGACUGGAAAAUUGCCGCACCCUGUAUUUUUUUAGUGAAACAGAGAGGAUAGUAGCAUACCUCCGAGCUAGCCCUUCGCAGAAUCUAUCACACGUUUUUGACGUAUCAAGGAUUAACACUGAGUGCUAUGGGAAAAUUGCAUGUGCAAUUAACGAAGCAGCGGGGAAAAAGGAUUAUCUUCUCCAACUGCUUGAAGAGGCGGAGGCCCGGAUUCUUCUGCUCAUAUCGUCGUCGACGUUGUAUCCGUACUUAUGCAACGCUUUGUACCCGCAGCCAGUCCAAAUCGAAGAGGAGCAUUGGAUUGGGUGUAGGUCAAGUGCAAUCCCCCAACUAGUUUUAUGCGCAUUUCGGUCACAAACAACCGCUGAAAUUCGCGACGUGCGUGUUGUGACGUACGAAUCCGAAAUCUCAGCAAAAAUUUACCUCUCACCAAGGUGCAGCGCCUCGAACCUUCACGAACGGUGAGUUCAGGGGUCUGAAAUGAAAAAGAUGAAGAUUCACGAUUUAAACCAGGUGCCCGUUUCAGAAACCCCGACAUUUUUACGUUUUUUCCGUCCAGCAUUACCGAAUGUAAGAAGCUCAUGAUGUCUACAACCCAACAGAGAAACACAUUGGUCAAUGUUUCCCACGUGACAGCCCUCUGCUUAAAAUGCAGGCCUCAAAUACAUGGCGUCAUAAGCCCGGUAUGCCUGUCGCAGGAAGGAACGAGGAUAAACAAGCCAAUUCCAAACUGGAACAAGUUGGUUUUGGAAAACGAGUUGCUAUGUCCGGUGAGUUUUGAAACGUAUAACAUAGAUGUUGUAGAAGUUCUAUUACUCCUUCGUCUAUAUGGAUGGAUGGAUUUUGGUAAAAGCAUCGGAAAAGUCAAUUGAUAUAAUCGCUCCUACAAAUUGUGCACUCACGGAACAGAACGUAGGUAUUUUAUGCAUAGAGCAAAGAGGAACUAUUUCCAUACAACGAGGUGAGGGGUUACGGACGGAACAAAAAAUGGGAGCGGACAUCAGAGGCUGGGGAGGAGUGAGAUUAACAAAUGUGCUAAAAGGAGUGACAUUUUCAGGGCAGAACAUUGCGCAGCGUCUUCAAAUUACCGGACGAGGCUCCAUUAUCAUUUCGUCGCAUGGAGUACGACUCACUCCCCGAUCCGAAUGCUACCGAUAUUGACAUAUUGCAAUUAAGUGAAUUUUGGAUCCGUAUGUGUGAAGUGAAAUAUGUAAGCAUGCAUCAUCAAACAUUUCUUGCCGGCGAGGCAUUUGAUCUACUGUUUUAUGAGUUGCGAGAAUGGGCAACAACAACAAAUGACAAUGGCAUUCCAACAGGCGACAGCAGAAGCCAAGGAUGGCUUUCAAAGAGAAGGUUGAAAAGACACGCUUCACAAACGGCUGAAGAACGGAUCAGAACAUCGAUCGCAGAGUGGGAUAAAGAGCACAAAGGGGCGACCAUGGCUGAAGCCGAAGUAAAAGAAGAGGAAUGGGAAAGUAAUGACGAUGAAAGUGUAGGAGACGACGACAUUGAUGUUGGGCUGGUCGAAGACCCCGACCUUUUACCAUCCGAGGUCGGGAGCGAGGCCUUCACCAAACCAACGAGACAAACGAGCAGAAAAUUGGCUUUACAGAAGCUCCACAAACACUUGCUGGCCACGGACGCGUGGAGUGAGGACAUGAAACAACUAAUGAUUACUCGGGAACAAAUGGAAAGGACGACACCAACAGGCAGACGCAAGCUUCCAACCCUUUCUUCGAAAAGCCGGCCCACAGCGUCUGCGAUGGCUUCGGUGCCACCCUAUCGCCGUGACGCACUGAUAUUGCACACCUUUAUGGAACAAACGUUACGAAACGAAAGCUGUGAUACGUGUGCACGAAGGGUCCCUCGGCACAAGCUGUGGUUAGUGUGCCCAUUGCUGCACUUUUCGAGCGACCAGUGGUGUGCAUUCCACCAUUUAAAUCUCUCAUCUCAAGAUUUAAACAAAGAAGUACGAAUUUGCAAAAAGUGCCGCACCCAAAUUUCAAAUCGCGAACUUCCGGCCUGUGCAGUAAUGAACGGAUUAGAGCUGGACGAGAUUCCGGAAGAAAUAAAACGGUUAUCAAAUUUUGAAAGGUUGUUUAUCCAAAGGAUUCAACCUGUGAAGCAUCACAUAUAUGUCCGGGAUGCCAACGACGUGAAUCCAAGCAGCCUUACGUCUGGUGUUAUUAUGUUUGGAACAGUGCCCCUUCAAUGUCGAAUAGAGGAACUAAUGCAAAUCCAACAGAAGAACCAAACACUCCCGCAGGCGUUGCCGGUGUUCCUGCGAUGUGAGGAAUCCCGUAGAACAGUCGAAGUCAGUGUGCAGCACAUUAUAUGCGCUCUGAAAAAGCUAAAGGAGAUUAAUCAAAACGUAUACGGUGGGGUAGAACUGGACCUCGAAUUUUCUUUAGCAGACGCCCCCAUUGUUGAAGACGACGGUAAGCAGGAAGUGACAAUUUAGAAAUAUUAAUUUGAUAUUCAGAGCCCGAAGAAGACAGGGAUGAGGAGAGUAGUGAAGUUUUCUUAGCCGACAGAGCGAUUGACCCAAUGGAGAACACAAAAACCGUAAGAUUAAAGUUAAGCUUCGUCUUACUAAUAUAAUAUAUUGUAGGUGAUGGAAUUGGGGAAAUCUGUUUAUGAGCCACAACUCUAUCAAAAACAGAACAUUGACUUAUUCUGUUAUCCGGAUCUGCAUCCCACAGGGGUUGGAGGAUACGCUGGACAAGACAAAGCAAAUCGACUGGUUCCGCUGUCGUUCGCUGAAUAUUUUAAGAUUUGCCUGGAGCACAAGGAUCUUCGGUUUGCAACGCACAAAUCGUGGGGCAUGUUUGCUUAUGGACAAACUCAACAGCAGCAGAUGCGGAACUGUUCGCAAGUUACAAUGCGAAUGCGCAAACGGCCAAAGACAGUGGCAGAGUUUAGAGAACUCCUCGACGACCCAAAAAGAAGUGCACCUCUUCUGAGCCACUUGAUGGCUAAUUUAAAAGGAGAUUUGUGUUACUGGACAGAGGUGAGGGCACGAGUAAUGGCACAUGUUCAAACGUUUGGGACUCCAACGUUUUUCCUAACAUUUGCCAGUCCUAUCGAGGAAUCGAGGACGUUGCUCAAGUUGUAUCAGGACGUCAUGAAGGAAGAAAAGGAAAAAAUAACACCAAGAACAUUGAGGAAUUACAUCAAACAUUGCCCAGCUCCAUAUGUGCAGUAAGUUCACAAAUAAACGAGGUGGGGCGGCUAAACGGCGUGUGCAUUAAAAAUUGUUUAUCUUUAGGUGGUAUGGAGACUUUACGCGGACGUUGUUCAACGAAAUCUUGUUGCAACAAUCUGGCCCUUUAGGAGAAGUGGCCCACUUCUUCUAUAGGCACGAAUACCAGUACUCUGGGGUCAUGCACACGCAUGCAUUGUUGUGGAUCAAGGACGCCCCAAAGAAAACAGCCUCCGACGAAGAAUUAGACCGGUUUUUGGACGGAAAAAUCUCAACAUCAGCGUCUCAUACGGAUUCUCAGGUUCAGUUCCUCAUCAACAAAUAUCAACUGCACGACCCAGAACAUAAUGCUACAUGCUUGAAGGAGGACCAGACAACGUGCCGAUUUCAUUUUCCCAAACCAAUUGAAGCUACCACAAAGAGGGAGAGGACAAAAAUUGGAGAAGUGAAGAGGGUCGUAUAUCGGAGAACCGCCGCUGAUGUCUGGGUAAAUAACUACUGUGUCCCCAUUCUCUUGGCCGUCGAGACCAAUAUGGAUGUCCAGUAUUUGGACCCUGCAGUUUCAUACUCUAUUUUGGAGUAUGUCACGAAAUAUGUGUCCAAAUUGGACGGAGACGAAGUCCACGGAAGCGAGACCAUCAUGUUUUUCGACCAUCUCAAGCAAGAAGUGCAUCGAAAAGUUGCACAACGGACCAUGCGCGACAUGAUAAAUAAAAGACGAGUAUCAACGAUCGAAGCAGCCGCUCAUUUACUUGCCGUUCCACAGUUCUUCUUUGACUCUUCACACAGAUUCAUCAACACAAACACGCCAGAUCUUCGUCCUCGAAUGAUGAGAAACGUGCGGAACCGGACAGUGCGCAACGUGGCGGAGCUGUUCAAUCCCACAUUGCUAGAUAAUCAUUAUCCCAACCGCCCAAUCGAGCUGAAACACAUGACCCUGUUUCAGUUUGCAUGCUGGGUUGAAACAACGGCAC
This is a messenger RNA of Bursaphelenchus xylophilus (pine wood nematode), 13989 nucleotides long. NCBI's taxonomy places the organism in Eukaryota, Metazoa, Nematoda, Chromadorea, Rhabditida, Aphelenchoididae. The record is from the annotation of a GenBank genome assembly.